Pungitius pungitius (ninespine stickleback) is the source of this 3537-nucleotide messenger RNA. It is a transcript of the gene hif1aa, whose product is annotated as hypoxia inducible factor 1 subunit alpha a. Gene Ontology annotation, molecular function: DNA-binding transcription factor activity, RNA polymerase II-specific; RNA polymerase II transcription regulatory region sequence-specific DNA binding; protein dimerization activity. The transcript has 15 exons. Lineage: Eukaryota; Metazoa; Chordata; Actinopteri; Perciformes; Gasterosteidae. The coding region runs from base 263 to 2533 and encodes 756 amino acids. The record is from RefSeq and is a predicted model, not a curated record. Gene Ontology annotation, biological process: regulation of transcription by RNA polymerase II; cellular response to hypoxia.
CCCCGCGGAGCCGGGGGGAGGAGUACCUCUACGGAGUAAAUCCUCACCAGCGUGGCACUGUAUCUCAGAAGCAAAGUAGACGAAUGGGAUGUUUUUAGCGGAUAAGAGCGAAUUGAUACGGCGAUAACUCGUAUGCAAAGGGUUUGAGGAUUUAACCGAGUUAUUUCCGUCAAUAACUGCGGAUUUUUUCCUCAUUUCUCAGAGGGUGCGGAUACAGCUUAAUCUCGAUAGAGAGACUCAACCCCGGUCCUUUCGUCCUGACAUGGACACAGGAAUUGUACCAGAAAAGAAAAGGGUGAGCUCGGAGCGGAGAAAGGAGAAGUCGAGGGAUGCAGCGCGAUGCCGGCGUGGAAAGGAGUCGGAGGUGUUCUACGAGCUGGCACAGCAGCUGCCCCUGCCCCACAGCGUCAGCUCCAGCCUGGACAAGGCCUCGAUAAUGAGGCUCAUCAUCAGCUACCUGUGCAUGAGAAAACUGCUCAACACCGAUGAGCCGUUGACAGAGGAGGAAACAGAGCUGGAGUCACAGCUAAACAGCGCCUACCUAAAGGCCUUGGACGGCUUUCUUUUGGUCCUGUCGGAAGAUGGAGAUAUGAUCUAUCUCUCCGAGAAUGUUAACAAGUGCCUCGGGAUGGCACAGUUUGACCUGACUGGACACAGUGUGUUUGACUUCAUACAUCCGUGUGAUCAGGAAGAGCUGAGGGAGAUGCUGGUCCACAAAACCGGCUCCAAAAAGGCCAAGGAAGCAGACAUGAAGCGCAGCUUCUUCCUGCGAAUGAAAUGCACUCUCACCAACAGGGGCCGCACGGUCAACGUCAAAUCAGCUACAUGGAAGGUGCUCCACUGCUCAGGUCAUGUGCGUGUGUACGACAGCCCCACCGAGGAGACCCCCAACGGGCACAAGGAGCCCCCGGUCCCCUACCUGGUUCUGAUCUGUGAUCCCAUCCAACAUCCAUCCAACAUUGAGGUCCCUCUUGACACCAAGACUUUUCUCAGCCGCCAUACGAUGGACAUGAAGUUCACGUACUGCGAUGAAAGGAUCACUGAGCUCAUGGGAUAUGAUCCAGAGGACCUGUUGAAUCGCUCUGUGUACGAGUACUAUCAUGCUCUGGACUCAGACCAUCUUAACAAGACUCACCACAACCUGUUUGCAAAGGGCCAAGUCAGCACAGGCCAGUACCGGAUGUUGGCCAAGAGAGGAGGAUUUGUGUGGGUGGAAACUCAAGCCACUGUCAUCUACAACAACAAGAACUCCCAGCCACAGUGUGUUGUCUGUGUCAACUUUGUGCUCAGUGGCAUCCAGGAGGAGAAACUGAUAUUGUCCAUGGAUCAAAUCGAGGAUGUGAAGCCAGUGAAGGAGGAGCUGCAGCAGCAGGCAGAAAAGGAAGUUGUAGAGAGCAGCCAGCCCAACUUGCCUCAGUCCCCGCUAAAGGACGAGGAGAAGAGCCCGGAGCGGGAUGUGAUCCAACUGUUCACGCAGGCAGCAGAGGUCGAGACUCCGUCCAGCCUCUAUGACCAGCUUAAGGCGGAGCCGGAGGCCCUCACUCUGCUGGCCCCAGCUGCUGGAGACGCAGUCAUCUCCCUGGACUUCAGUUGCCCCGAGUCCGAGAUCCUGUUGGUGAAGGAGGUCCCUCUAUACAAUGAUGUAAUGCUUCCCUCCACCGGUGACCAGCUGACUCCUCCUCUCUCCCCUCUGCCGCUGAGCGAGACUCUCCGUGUCACCACCACCGUCUCUGAGGAUGCUAAAGCUAAGAGCUACUCUCCAGCCCGCUCCACCUCGUCGGCCAUCCACAGCACCUCAAAGGCCGACAGUCCACUGGACUUUUGUUACCCCAUGGACUCCGAGAUGAGCUCAGAUUUCAAACUAGACUUGGUGGAGAAGCUGUUUGCUAUUGAUACAGAGACCAAGACCCCCUUCACCACACAGGCAAUGGAAGACUUGGAUCUGGAGAUGUUAGCUCCCUACAUCCCCAUGGAUGAUGACUUUCAGCUGCGCAGUCUGACCCCAGAAGAGUCUUUGUCUUGUGGAUCAGUCAAAUCCCUGCAGGGUUCUCCAGUCCACGUGCCACAGGACAUCCACAGCUAUCCCAGCUCCCCAUUCAGUGCACCAGGUAGCCGCACAGCUUCCCCAGCACCACUUCUAGCCCCUCAUCCGGCCACCACCACUGCAAAGAGGAUCCCGCAGCCGGACAAAGACGUCUCGCUCAUGACCCUGGCAGCUGCAAAUUCCCAACGCAAAAGAAAGCUGGGUGAUGCAAUACAGACUAUUGGACAGAAGACGUUGCCUCCGCAACAGGUGGAGCAGGGCAAAAAGCUGAAGGCCUCAUUGUCAGAAACGACCAGGACCAUACUUCUGCUGCCGUCAGAUUUGGCGAGUCGUCUUCUGGGAAGCACAUCAGACGGCACCAGUUCCCCUUUCACCCUGCCACAGCUCACCAGCUACGACUGCGAGGUCAACGCCCCCCUGCAGGGUCGUCAGUCCCUGCUGCAGGGAGAGGAGCUGCUGUGCGCUCUGGACCUCGUCAACGCGAUAUAGCUGAAACGAAAGGAGUCUCUGUUCACUGCUGGACACUACAAUUUCUCCCUCUUAUUUUCACGGCCUUUCCAAGAACCCUAACCUGUACCUCGCCCCCUCCCGUCCCUUAUUUAUGUACCUUAUGAGUUUGAUUACAGUCUGGCCGCUGUUUGUGCACCUCGUGAUAUCUGCAGCAUUCCACCGUUGCAAACACCAUAGCAGUGUCUGGGUUUUGGUGCAAGGGAUUCGGCAUCAGAAGAUGUCCCAAUUAUCUAUUUUGUUGUUUUGGUUUUGUUUCCUCUCUAUUCCGGGGAAUCUCUCGGCACACGUCACCUCGACAGAUGGUCCCUUUUCCAGCAGGUCACCACAGACCCUGGCUCUACUGCCAGCAAUGUAUUGUAAGCUUCAGUCGCACAAUUUAUAUUUUCUUAAAAAGAAAAAUAUUACCAGCAAUAUAUAUUAAGCCUUUUUAAAGUCGUUUUAAUGGGAUUUGAUCAAGUACAUUUCCUCCCAUACUUGUAUGUUGUAGUACUCGUACCUACGAAGAUGUCACAAGUGCAGUAUGAACAUGUUUCGACCCUAGGUGGUUUGAAUGUUUUCUCCAUUUAGCUCUCAAGUCUUUGAUGUAAAUGCAUUUAUUUGUGUAGCAGUCCAGUACCUGUCACUUUAUUACUUUACUGUAAGUGUGUUACUGUUCAUUAACCAGCGAGAUUACGCGGUGUGGCUUCCCAGCUUUGACCCUUAUGAAAUCGGAGAGUAACUGCUUCACUUUUUGCUUCUCAUCAUGGAUGUUUUGCAUAUUUCUUUAACAUGAAGUGAAUUCAUGUUUUUCGUUUUUACUGUGAGUGACACACUCAAAAGAGUCUUUUAAAUUAGUGGAAUAUUAGGUGUGUGAUCAGUCACCAUGGUAGCACUUUUGACUUGACAGUUAAAUGGUAGUCAGUUAAAUACCAUUGAUCUAUGCCACGUUGUCAGUCUCUCAUGCUUCUUGUUGCCGUCCAACAAUAAAUGGCUUUAAUAAAGUA